Fonticula alba is the source of this 1358-nucleotide messenger RNA. RefSeq lists its product as hypothetical. Lineage: Eukaryota; Rotosphaerida; Fonticulaceae. Bases 147 to 1358 code for a protein of 403 amino acids. The record is from RefSeq and is a predicted model, not a curated record. The transcript is spliced from 3 exons.
CGCAUAUCCAGGCCUCCCCUCCUUUUCCUCCUUGCAUCCACCCCUCUCUGUCGCGCCGGAACAGGGUCAACCCCUCUCUGUGUCUGCUUGUUUGCCCCUUCCCCCCCCCCCUUUGCCCCCUCUCCCACGCAUACGCUGCACGCAUUAUGGCCUCCCGCAGCAGCACCAGCAGCAGCGGCAGCGGCGUAGCCAGCGCCGCGGCCAGCCGGGCAUCCGGCCCCAGCGCCCCGGGGCCAGCCGCCACCCCGUCGCACCCCGGCGCUCCAGGCCAGCUGUCCGGGUCCAGCAACGAUUUCUGGCUUCCAGUUGUUGAGGACAUUGGCUCCAUCUACUCGCUGCUGUUUGACCACUCGAAGAUGCUGUCUCGCACGUCGUCCUCCUUCGCACGCAAUGCCGACUAUGAGCACUCGAAGACCGUGCAGUACCUGGAGCAGGCACACUCCACGCUGCAGCAGUGCAGUGCCCGGCUCGGGCAGAUCAGCGGCCCGCAAGCCGAGGGGGCUCCGGCGCCCGUGUUCACAUCCCUCAGCGAUCCGGCCCGUAUCGACCAAAUCGCCACACGCAUCACCAAGGUCCUCCAGGCGUCCGAGCAUAUGGCCGAGCUGCGCCAGGACCGGCGCAAGGAGCGUGCCGAGAUUGACGCCCUCGAGCGUGCCAACUUCGAGCGCGACCUAGCUGCUCGAUCGGCCGAGCGGCGCAAGGUCUCGGAGGCUGCUGCUUCGGAUGCUGCCGCCGCUGCCAGCGUCGCGGCGUCCUCCACUUCUGGUGUCACUGCCGCUGACGUCGCUGCUGUUGCUGACGUCGGCGCCUCCGAUGUCUCUGGCGUGGCUGCUGCUUCCGCAGAUGCCGCUGCUGGUGCCGCCGCUCCUUCCGUUGCUUGCGCGGAUGCCGUCGCGGAUGUCGCUUCUGACGCCGCCACCACUGCGGAAGCCCCCGCUGACGUCGCCGCUGAUGCCGCCGCUGACGUCGCCGCUGAUGCCGCCGCUGAUGCCGCCGCUGAUGCCGCCGCUGAUGCCGCCGCUGAUGCCGCCGCUGAUGCCGCCGCUGAUGCCGCCGCUGACGUCGCCGCUGAUGCCGCCGCUGAUGCCGCCGCUGACGUCGCCGCUGAUGCUGCCACCAAUAUCACCACCAAUGUCGUCGCCACCGACGCCGCCACUACCGCAGAAGCUCCCGCUGAUGGUGCCGCCAAUGUCGCAGUCGAUGCGGCCACCGGGGCCGAUGCCGAUGCACAUGUCACUCCCACCACCGGUGCCGCCACCACUGACACCAGCACCCCCGGCGAUACGGCUGACUCGGAGUCGGUGGAGGUCAAUACCGAAGCCACCGCCCACGAGGACACCGGCCAGGCAAAUUCCUGA